Molecule: messenger RNA, 2076 nt
Organism: Octodon degus (degu)
Lineage: Eukaryota; Metazoa; Chordata; Mammalia; Rodentia; Octodontidae
Gene: Rph3a
Product: rabphilin 3A
Exons: 20
Coding region: 1-2076 (691 amino acids)
Biological process (GO): intracellular protein transport
Cellular component (GO): membrane
Molecular function (GO): small GTPase binding
Source: RefSeq, a predicted model, not a curated record
AUGACAGACACCGUGGUCAGUAGCAGCUCGAACCGAUGGAUGUACCCCAGCGACCGGCCCCUGCAGUCCAGUGAUAAAGAACAGCUCCAGGCAGGCUGGUCUGUCCACCCCAGCGGACAGUCUGACAGGCAGCGGAAGCAGGAGGAGCUGACGGACGAGGAGAAGGAAAUCAUCAACAGAGUGAUCGCUCGGGCCGAGAAGAUGGAGGAGAUGGAGCAGGAGCGGAUCGGGCGCUUGGUGGAUCGCCUGGAGAAUAUGAGGAAGAAUGUGGCCGGGGAUGGGGUGAACCGCUGCAUCCUGUGCGGGGAACAGCUGGGGAUGCUGGGCUCUGCCUGCGUCGUCUGUGAGGACUGCAAGAAGAACGUCUGCACCAAGUGUGGGGUGGAGACUUCCAACAACCGCCCACAUCCUGUGUGGCUCUGCAAAAUCUGCAUCGAGCAGAGGGAGGUAUGGAAGCGCUCCGGAGCGUGGUUCUUCAAAGGCUUCCCCAAACAGGUCCUCCCACAGCCCAUGCCUAUAAGGAAGACCAGGCCUCAGCAGCCUGUCGCCGAGCCUGCUGGUCUAGAUCAGCCUGCCCCUGAGCCCAAGCACACUGCCCGGGCCCCUGCACGAGGUGACACUGAGGACAGGAGGGGCCCAGGUCAGAAGCCAGGGCCCGACCCCGCCUCCGCCCCUGGCCGAGGAGGCUAUGGGCCUCCCGUGCGCAGAGCCUCAGAGGCACGCAUGACCUCAGCCCCCCGGGACUCCGAGAGCUGGGACCAUGGCCACAGUGGGGGUGCUGGAGAUGCCAGCCGGAGCCCUGCAGGCUUGAGACGCACCAACUCGGUCCAGGCCUCGCGCCCUGCAGCCUCCGGUCCCAGCCCAGCACCUCCUCAGCCAGGGGCACCAGGUACGUCAGGGGGCGGCAGAGCGGCUCCUGGGCCCGCGGGAAGCUUUCCAGACCAGAGAGCAGAGGUGGCUUCAGCUGACCCUGGCUAUCCGGGAGCCUCUGCUCCAGCCCGGGAGGAGAGGACAGGGGGAGCCAGGGAAGAAAGAGUAGCCCCAACCCCGGGACCCUACUCCCAAGCAUCUGCUGCUGUCCCCCAGCCAGCCACCUCAGCCCGCCCACCACCCCCGGAGGAGGAAGAAGAGGAGGCCAACAGCUACGACUCAGAUGAAGCAACCACCCUGGGUGCCCUGGAAUUCAGCCUUCUCUACGACCAGGACAACAGCUCCCUGCAGUGCACCAUCCUAAAGGCUAAGGGACUGAAGCCCAUGGACUCCAACGGCCUGGCCGAUCCCUAUGUCAAACUGCACCUCCUGCCGGGAGCCAGUAAGUCCAACAAGCUCCGGACAAAGACUCUGCGCAACACCCGGAACCCCAUCUGGAAUGAGACCCUCGUAUACCACGGCAUCACGGACGAGGACAUGCAGAGGAAGACGCUCAGGAUCUCUGUCUGUGACGAGGACAAAUUUGGCCACAAUGAGUUCAUCGGUGAAACGAGAUUCUCGCUUAAGAAACUGAAACCAAACCAGAGGAAGAAUUUCAACAUCUGUCUGGAGCGGGUGAUUCCGAUGAAGCGUGCAGGGACCACUGGCUCAGCCCGCGGCAUGGCCCUUUACGAAGAGGAGCAAGUGGAGCGUAUUGGUGACAUAGAAGAGCGUGGCAAGAUCCUGGUGUCCCUGAUGUACAGCACUCAGCAAGGAGGCCUCAUCGUGGGCAUCAUCCGCUGCGUGCACCUGGCCGCCAUGGACGCCAAUGGCUACUCAGACCCCUUCGUCAAACUCUGGCUGAAACCGGACAUGGGAAAGAAAGCCAAACACAAGACUCAAAUUAAAAAGAAAACCUUGAAUCCUGAGUUUAAUGAGGAAUUUUUCUAUGACAUCAAACACAGUGACCUAGCAAAGAAGUCCCUGGACAUCUCCGUCUGGGACUACGACAUCGGCAAGUCCAAUGAUUACAUCGGAGGCUGCCAGCUGGGGAUCUCAGCCAAGGGGGAGCGCUUGAAACACUGGUAUGAGUGUCUGAAAAACAAGGACAAGAAGAUUGAGCGCUGGCACCAGCUGCAGAAUGAGAACCACGUGUCGAGCGAUUAG